Messenger RNA from Eruca vesicaria subsp. sativa (arugula), 1586 nucleotides. The record is from the annotation of a GenBank genome assembly. NCBI's taxonomy places the organism in Eukaryota, Viridiplantae, Streptophyta, Magnoliopsida, Brassicales, Brassicaceae.
UUAAAAGGAAAAUCACAGUCGUCGUCUUCGACUCAAGGACGACGGUGGUGUGAGUUGCAAAAUGGAGAAUCAUUCAGACACUGAGAGCACACAGCUUUUCGGCGAUUGGGAUUCUCCUGCGGUGAAAGACACUAGAAAGGAGAGAGGAGCUUCCACAUCAACUGCUGGAGUAGGCAGGAUGCUCCCACCGUGGGCUGACCCCUCCUACGAAUGGGGUGGUGGGAAAUGGAAAAUAGACGGAAGAAAGAACAAGAAGAACAAAAACAAGAACAAAGAGAAAGAGAAAGAGAAAGACAAAGAGAGUGAUUUGAGCAUUGAGGAUCUCAUGAAAGAAUACUCUUCGCUACCUCCUCAAAUCGCUGAGUGGUAUUGGUGUAUCGAAUAUGUUGCCAAAUUCCACAAGGACCUUAGCUGCAUAUUCGAUGUGAUGAACAUGGGUUAUCCCUGCACAGAUGACUACGGGAGCAGGAUUAAUGAAGUCGUGUCUCUUAGAAUCUUGGAGUCCUUGUUUGAUCCUACCAAGAUUGAUGCUACUAUGGUCGGGCCAAGAAUUGAGUUUGAUUUCUCUUUGAGCAGCAAACAUGUUCUCUAUACCAUUCUCCAACAUAUUACAGUAUCAGAAGCACGACCAGGCAUGCCGGAGCUGUCCAAGUUCAAUCUUCUUCCUUUUAUUUCUCACAAGAACAUGUCUUUACCCCUAUGUGCACUGGAGAUGCUGAGAGAUGUUAGUGCUAUGGAGAAUAAUAGUAUAAGUGCAGCUUCUCCUACCGUGGAACCAAAUGACUCUGUUUAUAGAGAUGAGCAACCAGAGCAGCAAGCGCAUACUGGUUUAGAGCAAACCAAUAUACUCGUUGAGGAUAAUGUAGUUGUCGGCGAUGAUCCCAUGCAGACUAAUGAGGGAGAUGAAGUAAUUGUGAUCGAUGGCAAUGACACUAGUGCUGAGAAACCCAUUAAUAACGACGGUAAUACUACUAGGGAAACCUCUUCUUCAAGGUCGGAUGUGUGUGUAAAAUGUACAAAAGAUGGAGCCUGGUUAAUCUGUGGGAGCAGUGAUAAUGAGUCAGAUAUAGUUAAAGGUCCACCAAGACCCGAGAACGUAUGCUGGAAAUGUGAAAGAGGAGGAGCGUUGUUGAUAUGCAGCAAAAGCGAUUGUGCAACAAAAGUUCAUAAAGAAUGCUUGAAUUGUCCAGCUAACUUUGACGAACACGACAACUUUCACUGCCCUAUGUGCUGGUAUGGUCGAGCCACUAAGGAGUACAUUGAGUCUCAGCAGUUGAACAGUUGUGCAAAGAGAAGAGUAGCUAAGUUUUUACCGCUGCUUUUUAGAGCAAGCAAGAGACUGAAAUGAUGGAAGGUCUUGUUACAAACCUGACUAGUAUCUAACUUUUUGGGAGUAAUUAGAGAACGGAGCAAAUCUUUUGUAUGCUGAUGCUAAUCUUUGGUAUAAAAAAAUAUUUUGGAUUUAUUAAACUUGAAAAGACAAAAUUUUAAUUUUUGUUAGUACUUUUGAUGUUCCAUUUUUCUAUAAUUGUUACCAGGUAAGUUGACGAUCUUAAGACAUAGAUUUACUUUUUGUUAAACCUUUU